Dendrobium catenatum is the source of this 982-nucleotide messenger RNA. RefSeq names its product MFP1 attachment factor 1-like. Gene Ontology annotation, biological process: mitotic cell cycle; lateral root development. The record is from RefSeq and is a predicted model, not a curated record. NCBI's taxonomy places the organism in Eukaryota, Viridiplantae, Streptophyta, Magnoliopsida, Asparagales, Orchidaceae. Bases 62 to 625 code for a protein of 187 amino acids. The transcript has a single exon.
UUCUGUUCUUCCCCCCCUCCCUCCCUAUCAACCUCUCCUCCCUCAUAAACUAGCCGUCCUCAUGGCCGAAGACGGCGAAGAGCUCAAGCAGGAGGGUGAGGUCGAAAACCCCAAAUCAGAUGAUAAACCCGCAACCGCUACUUCGCUGGCGACAUCAUUUUCGUCCUUCUCCGUGAAUAUCUGGCCACCGUCUCAACGCACGCGCGACGCCGUCAUCAACCGCCUCAUCGAGAAUCUUUCCACUCCGUCCAUUCUUUCCAAGCGCUACGGAACCCUACCAUCCGAGGAGGCCUCCGCUGUCGCGCGUCGCAUCGAGCAGGAGGCCUUCGAUCUUGCCUCCACGUACGUAUCGCCACCUUCUGCUCCCAAAGCUGACGAGUUCAUCUCCGCUGAGGCGUCCGUGGACGAAGGGAUAGAGAUCCUCCAGAUCUAUUCCAAGGAAAUCAGCCGAAGGAUGAUCGAAUCCGUGAAGGCUAAGGUUUCCCCUGUUUCUCUGACUCCCGUUGAGGCCAAUGCUGCUCCCGCAGCAGAAGAUAGUGGAAAUGUAUCCGACUCUGUUCCGAAGCACACCGAACCGACUGGUGAGGACAUCGCUUCCGGCGAGUCUGAGCCGGCGGUUGUUUGAGAUUGAGCUGGAUCGACUUAUCAUGGUAUCGUUUUAUUCAUUUAUCGGAUCUGAUGGAUUUCUAUUUGUAUGGGCAUCUAUCUGUGUGGCUUGAUGUUUGAUGCAGUAUCUUAUAUAUUAGAUUAUGUUAUGUUUGCACCUCUCUCUCGAACCGCAUUAUUAAAAUGGCGAAGAUGGUGCUUUCCUAGAAGCCAAUCAGAAACGCUAUAUUUGUGUGUUAUGUUGUGUUUAUGGUUUCCUCUGUAAUAUAGAUUGCAUGAUGGUUUUACCAUUUGUGCAAUGUUGUUAUGUUCAUGUUCUUAGCGCUCAAAUGCCUGUCCUUUUGGAUCAUUUACCUAAUUCACCUGUAUUUUGAAA